This is a messenger RNA of [Torrubiella] hemipterigena, 1110 nucleotides long. The record is from the annotation of a GenBank genome assembly. NCBI's taxonomy places the organism in Eukaryota, Fungi, Ascomycota, Sordariomycetes, Hypocreales, Clavicipitaceae.
AUGGUCUUCGUUGCCAAUGCCACGCCUGAGAUUGAUGCUCAAUCGAAAUAUCCGGCCAUUAUCGCAAUAUGCGUUGUCAUGCCAGUUAUUGCAGUUGUUCUUGUUCUUAUGCGCAUACAAAUCCGCAAAAGCAAACACGCUCUCAUGCUCGACGACUGGCUAGCUGUUGUGGCAAUGGUCAUGGGCGUAGCCUAUUCAGUAUUGUGCAUAGUUCAAACGAAAUAUGGUCUAGGGCUACCUCCCGCUAUUCGCCCAAAAGCCAAUCUAAAUAAGUACGCAGAAGUCAACUUCGCCGGCCGACCUAUCUACCAAAUGGGCAUCAGCUUCUUCAAGAUUGCCCUUCUUGUUAGUUACUUGCGAUUACUGCAAGAUACGAGCCACAAGAUGUACAGACUCUGUGUGUGGAUAGCGAUCGCUUUUGUCUUCUUCAGUCAUCUUGGCUGCACACUCUCGCUGAUCUUUGCCUGCACGCCUGUCGAGAGAUCAUGGCGACCGUUGGUAAAAGGCACAUGUAUCCCCGAUGGACCAUCUUUUACUGCGUAUGCAGCUAUUACGAUCGUGUCCGACAUUAUAGUUGCGCUGAUGCCUAUCCCCGUUUUACUCAAAAUCAACAUUGGCACGGCUAAAAAGCUUGGACUCAUUGGCAUGUUCACAUUGGGACUCUUUACAACCGUGUGCUCCAUCUUGCGAUACUCGCAGAUUCACAGAAUCCAAUAUGGAGACCAUGAUUCCACCAUGCUGGUCGUUUGGGGCGUCAUUGAAUUCAACGUUGGUAACAUGCUUUCGUCUCUACCCUUUCUUACGCCAGUCUGCAUUCGCAAGGCCAAAGAAUACCGCAAUAAACGCUCUGCUUAUGGAUAUGGAUCAAACCACACCAGCCGCAAUGGUGGGCUUGGUAGCUCACACAAAGACGUUUCUCAAUCGCAUGAGCUUGGCUAUGUUGCAAAUGGCACCUCUCCCUCUUUGAAACUAAGUCCAAGUAUUAUUGGAGACUCCAAGAAGAAUCAACACACGAUCAUGAAAUCAGUUACCUAUAGUGUUAGCGUGGAGGAUGAGGAAGCGCUGAUUGGAAGACGGACUCCCCAGAGCGGUUUUGGAGUCGCGCGAUAG